Molecule: messenger RNA, 4128 nt
Organism: Helicoverpa zea (corn earworm)
Lineage: Eukaryota; Metazoa; Arthropoda; Insecta; Lepidoptera; Noctuidae
Product: oocyte zinc finger protein XlCOF7.1-like
Exons: 7
Coding region: 142-2235 (697 amino acids)
Biological process (GO): regulation of transcription by RNA polymerase II
Cellular component (GO): nucleus
Molecular function (GO): DNA-binding transcription factor activity, RNA polymerase II-specific; RNA polymerase II transcription regulatory region sequence-specific DNA binding
Source: RefSeq, a predicted model, not a curated record
CUUUUGUAAUGGGUUAUGGGUGGACAUUGAAAUGUCAAAAAGACAAAAUGGCUUACAUUAGCUUUAUUUGUUUAGUGUUUUCGACAUUAAAAUGUAACGGUAAAACGUGAAAAGUGUGUUAAGUUAUAAACUGUAGCAACUAUGUUGCAUAACACUGGUCCUUACGGGCCGAACGAGGCGCCGGUUAACAUGGGAGCGCCCGUGAACAUGACACCGAUAAGUGGACACUUGAAUAUAGCUCAUAACAUCAAUAAUUUGAGCAAAAUAGCGCAGCAAGGAGCCCCAGCGGCUAGCGGGCACUACAACCUACAAGACUAUGCCCAUUACAACCACUCUCCACUAGUUAUUCCCUCACAAAUGGGUCAAUAUCCGAACUAUCAACAACUGGGUUUCCAACAUACGUAUAUGAACCAAAAUGCUAAUAACAUCAACGAUUUGUCGUUUCCAAACGGUAUGUUUCCAAUGAAUUUGAAUAUACAGAACGAGCACAAUGCCAACAUGAUGAAUAGCGCGUACGAUAAGCGAUUUAUCGACGCAGCAAGGCACGACAGUUUACGAGAUCAGAAUGUAAUAAAAACUCCUUUAAAUAUACCUCAGAUACCAAAUAAAUCGUAUAUUAAACAAAACAGCGUCAACAACGACUAUAUACACAGCAAUAUAUAUCACAACGCGCCUAAUAACUUAGAUUUAAGCAUAAAACCGCAAGAAAAAUUACAAAUAGACAGCACAAGGCGGAAAAACAUUGAAAACACUGUGAAGUUAAUUGAGGAUAUUCUAAUAAAUUCAUCGAAUAAACCUAGAGAACAGCCAAGCACUCCUAUUGUACCGAACAAUACUAAAACCAAUCUUCCAUCAGACGUGACAAUUGAAAAAGCCCCAAAGCCUUCCAGAAGUACCGAAAACUCACAAACUACCACCACAUCACCACAACCAAUAAAGGAAUUAUCAAAAGAACAGUCAAAUACGGACAAUAAUGAACCGAAUAACACCAUUAACAGUAGUAAAAGCAAAACGCAGUCUGAAAACGAUUCUUCAAGUGAGGAAGAGGAUUUAAAACCUUUAGGUAUAAUGCAACAUUUCAUAACGGAAGACGUAGAGGUCACUACGGACAAUACAAUCGAAAUUAAAGUGGAAAAAGCCAGUUGGGCAGACUCGGAUUGUUACACACCGUUUGUAAAAGAUGUAAAUGGUUUUCAUAGAGAAGGACAAGUGAAUUAUAGGAUUAUUGAAGGAGAUUGUAGCGUUUCUGAAGCGGUCGCUGCUUAUAAAAAUGACAUAAAACCGGAAGGAGUAUUCGAAUGUCCGCACUGUGCGCUCCUAUUUAAGCACCCAAAACGGUUUCUAAUCCACAACAAGUGGCAUACCUUCGGCCUAACGAACAUUAAACGCAUGGAAAUAGCCAAAGUAAGAGAACAAAAACGGUUUGAACGCAAAGAAGCAAAGAUUAUAGAGCGAAUGAACUCCAAGGAGGUUACGGAAGAAGUGAACGUAGAUGGUAAAACUUUUCCGUGUAAAGAUUGUGAUAAAGUGUUCAGUUCUAAAAGUAGUUUGAAGAAUCAUAGACAGAGGUCUCAUCCGACCCGUAUAAGAGAGUGUAAGAUCUGUCACAAGUCUAUGUCAUCUUGGGCGGCGUUGAGAGUGCACAUGGCUACCCAUACAGCGGAGAGCGGCGCGGGGUACCAGUGCCGCGAGUGCCCCAAGCGGUUCAAGUACUCGCACUCGCUAGCCAAGCAUUCUGAUACACAUUUGGAAAAAACCCAUGCCUGUACCGACUGCCCUAAGAAGUUCGGUUCUCAAGCGCUCCUGAAGAUGCAUAUGAAGACACACGAGCGAAUGUUACGCGGCGCCACAUUCCGGUGUACCUACUGCGGGAAGGGGUUCUUUGAGUCGUAUAGUUUGCAGGUACACGAAAGAACUCAUCGCAACGAAAGGCCAUAUUCAUGUGAUAUCUGUAACACGGCCUUCGGAACUAACUCUAGUCUCAAGAGGCACUUGAAAGUGUCCCACAGCACUUCAAAACCCCAUCAGUGUACAGUAUGUCGGCGCAACUUCUCCACGGAGUCGAUACGAGACCGCCACGAGUCCAGGGUCCACGGCAAACCCGAAGACUUCAAGUUUCCCUGCAAACAGUGCGCUUGCAAAUAUUUAAAACUAAAAGAUCUACAGAAGCAUGUCUACAAAAUGCAUCCGAAAGGUAAAAGGAAGAAAAAGUCAAAAUCUAGCGAAUCUGAAUGAACCUUAUAUAUAACGGAAUAAGGUACAAAAUUCUAUGCUCCCAAAAACAUCUUUAUGCAUCAUAACAAAAAGUUUAUCACUUUACCAUCUAUUUGUAUUAAGUUGAUGUCAAUUUUAAAUAUUAUUUGGUCUUGUGAAUCACAUUAUUUAUGGUGAAUUACUUUAACUUGAAAAAAAAUCCACUACUGUAUAAAAAAAAACCGGCCAAGUGCGAGUCGGACUCGCGCACGAAGGGUUCCGUACCAUUAUUUAUAAAACCGCAUUUACCUGUUGCCGUUAUAGAUAUCGAGCAAAAAAAAUCACGUUUGUUGUAUGGGAGCUCCCCAAAAUAUUUAUUUUAUUCUAGUUUUCAGUAUUUGUUGUUAUAGCGGCAACAGAAAUACAUCAUCUGUGAAAAAUUCAACUCUCUAACUAUCACGGUUCAUGAGAUGCAGCCUGGUGACAGACGGACGGACAGACACAGGAGCGAAACCAAUAGGGUCCCGUUUUACCCUUUGGGUACGGAACCCUAAACAUUGGGAGUCCGUUCCCAAUAUAAUAACAGAAAUUCAGUAGGAUUCAGUUGUUGUUACAAUUCGUAGCAAAAUAGUAAUUGUUUUGUAUAUAAAAAGACAGAAUAAUGUAAAUAUAUAUUAUUUGAGUGUUCAUUUCGAAUGUUAUUAUAGAAAUAUUAAUUAGAAAAUGUUGUUAUAUAUUUUAUGUAAAUAGACAUUUUUUAUUAUAUUUUAUUUGUUUAAGAUUAUAAAGUUAGGUAAUUAAAUUAUAUUGUAUGUAAAAAUAAUGAAUAGAGAAUUUGUUAGCAGACAAAAUAUUUUGUAUAUAAUUUCUUAAAGAACAAUAGAAAAAUAGUGAAAAUUAUAAAAUUCAGCAAGGAGAUAUAAUUGUAUACUUAAUUAAAGAUUUCAUCAUUAUCAUCCGCCUAGCCUUUUCCAAGAUAAUACAGGAUGCAGCUGAGUACCAGUGUUUUACAAGGAGCGACUGCCUAUCUGACCUCCUCAACCCAGUUACCCGGGCAACCCAAUAUUAUUGCUAUAACUUGGUAACUUAAGUUGUAACAUUUUCUUGUUCAUAUCGAUAUGUCAAACUAGUUUUUGUAAUUUACUUUUAAAAGAUCUAGCGAGAGGUUUAACAAAAUACCCAUAUGUAAAGACCUUUAGAUAAGUUUUGUAAUUAAAUCUAGAGUAGUUAGAUGUUUUGUAAAAUCUUCUAGUGGAAUAGAGAUGGAGUAAAAGUUAGGUAUUCGGCAUUCGGCUCAAUAAUGGUCAUGGCACAUAUGAUCGUCACAGCAUGGCGUAGAUCUAACCCAGCGAUUAACUUGUCAUUUGAAUUUGAACCUUAAAUCGUAUCUCAUAUGAAUUAUUUUAUAACAUCAUCUGCUUAGAUUUCUUACCAAUUGUGUUGAGGUCGGCUUCUAGUCUAACCGGAUGCAGCUGAGUACCAGUGUUUUACAAGGAGCAACUGCCUAUCUGACCUCCUCAACCCAGUUACCCGGGCAAUUAUAAAACAUUUUAUAUUGUCAAUAUAAAAAGUCGAUGGUGGGGUUACAGCGGGCUUGUUGCUACCGAACAUCAGCUGCAUCGUGCCGUCCAUGUGUGCCAUGACCUUUAGGGUUAAAUAGUGAAUAGUUGGGGGAUAGUUAAUGGCCGAAUAUGAUAAUAAUAGUCGUUAAUAUUUAAUUUAUUUAAACCUUACUUCAAUAUAAUUUUCAAAGCCAAAUUCUUCACCUAGGCCGAAAAAAUUAUUCGCCGAAACAUAUAUUUGCUCCAUCUCUAUUUUAAGAACAUAAUAGAAAAUAAAUACAAAAAUAUCACUAAAUAAUAGUUUAAAAAUGUAGAAUAAAAUGUUAUAUACGAAAUUACUAAAGAUAUAGUAAAUUACAAACUAUAAGAACUA